Messenger RNA from Amoebophrya sp. A120, 20722 nucleotides. Lineage: Eukaryota; Dinophyceae; Syndiniales; Amoebophryaceae. The record is from the annotation of a GenBank genome assembly.
GAAGCGCGAAAACCGACCGGAACGGUUCCAGCGGCGCGUGGCAGGGAAGAGCCGGGAGGAGGGUGAGAGCGCGGGAAGCCCUUCCCCUACGGACAGCAGGACGCGCCUCGUGCGGAAAUUGGAGGGAACCAAUCACCCCCGCGAGCCGAAGAAGAAGCUUUUUCCCGCCGGUGCCGAGAAAGACGGCGAGGAAAAAGGAGCGGCGAUGACCAAAGCAGACAACGCGGAUGGAAGUGAUGCGGAGAUGAACGCUGGCGCUGGUCCUGCCCCCCGGAGCAAAAGCAAACUGGCUGAGAAAACUACCAGCAAAGAUAACGACGUUGGAACGCAAGGCACUAGGAAAGAUAAAUCUAAGCCCCAAGCUGCACCAGAAAAACAGGAGCACAAAAAUAACACAAGCAACUCCGAUAAUGAAGAUGCUGAAGACAGCAGUGAAGCGGACGGCAGAAACAACAGCAAGAAAAAGGGAACCAAAAGGAAGACCACCUCCAAACGGGGGAAAGACGAGGCAUCAGACGAGCCUUUCUCUUCUAGCGAGGAGGGGAAGAAGAGCAAGAAGAGUAGGAAGCCGCCUGCCAAGAAACGGCGUCGCGGUCGCCGCGGGAACAGUGACAGCGAGGACUUAUCGUCUUCGAGCGGUGGCGCAAGUAAGCAGAGCAGCAAGGGACAACGACAGAGCAACGCCCGUAAAAACUCGUCGAGCGCGUCUUCCUCCAUGCGCGUGCUGAGAAAUGCUACGAGACUGCACAACUCCCCCUCCUCCUCAUUUGUAAAUGUAAGCACAAUACAAAAUCCACAGUUCUUAGCUCGUAAGCCCUGUUAGAAUGACAAAUGAUUUUGGAAGAACUCUCUCAAAUAGUAACUACAAUCUAGUACAUCCAGGUUUGUCAUGCGAAAGCCCCUUUUCUGUUGUUCUUUGUGUUGCUGUUCAUGCCAUACAAAUGAGGGCGGGGAGGGGGGGUUGUGCACUCUCAUAACCACCAAAAUGGGCAGGAAAGAAGUGGGGCAGGAUAAAAUCGUUAGUGCUGCUGACAUGAAGCUGAUGAAGUCCUCGGGUCACGCGUUGUCAUCCCCUCCUCGUCGCCGUUCGAAGCAAGAUCAGACUGCGAACAAGCUGCAGCUGCAACCGGAUAAGAAAGACGCUGCUGCCGGCAGAAAACCAACCAAGACCUCCGCCGGAACUGCGGAUGACAAGAAAACCAAGGCAAACGCGAAGGAAGAGCUCGAGCUGCAGAAAUUAAAACUACCUUCUUCCACUCCGUCGAAGGCGAAGAGUAAGACAAAGACUCAGAAGGAACAAAAGGGUGAAGAUUCUAUGGACCACGUCGAUAAGAGCGAAAAGAAAAAAUCAGAUCAUUCCGAUGAGUCAUCAUCCGACGAUUCGUCCUCUCCCUCCCACCGGGACGAACAGAUGGACGGCCAUAAGGGCGGUCGUGACAGGAAGAGAUCAUCCUCUGAACGCAGUUUAAGCGGCGUUAGCAACAUGUCGAAAAAGAAUCCGGUUCGCGCUGACAGUCUUUCCCUCUCGGACGCUCUGAAGCAGGAAGAGGAUGAACAGAAGAAAGACGCGGACAAGAAGGCAGACACGACAGCUUCUGGCGAAGACAAAGGGAAUAAGGAUGGCACGGAUAAUAUGACGAAAAAGGUAAUAAAGGAUACGGAGAUGAAAGAACAAGUGAUGUCGAACAAAGAUGACCGCCAAGAGGAGGAUAACAACAAGCAAGGCGUCUCUACUACGAAGGGGCGAGAAGUAGACCACGGUAGUUCUAAGCCGCGGGUUGAGAAGAUCGUUCUGAAAAGUGUUUCUCGUGGUCGCAGUCAGAAUCUGAACCCUCGGGACAAGAGUUCUAAAGAAGACACACGUCGUGAAGGUGGGAGAGUAAACUCCAUGCCGCGCCGCGAAAGAACGAAAAGUCGGGACGAGAGUGCCAAAAGUUCGCGCGAGCAUGAUCGCUUGCGUCGUUCCCGUGCAGGUGGCGAUCGGCGUGUUGGAGAGCGCGACCGUCGGGCUGGUGGCCAUCGGGACGGCUCGACAGCAGGCCGGUUUGCACGACGCGGCGGACGGAACCACGCACCGGGCCGGGAUUCCAGGGGCCGCGGAAGAGGAGACCGUGACGGCGGGAGACGUACUUACUUUUUUUUCCGUGUGUUAGUCUUUUCGAUAUCUGACUGUUGCGGCGUGCGCUUGCCUCUUCGAUAAAUAUGCUACGGUUAAUAGAUUUCCUGUCGUAGUUCAAGCAACCACUUUAUUCUUUAUACGCAAAUCAAAUUUAGGUGACAAUUUUCGUGAUGGCCGUCGCCGCUCGCGCUCCCGAGACCGCACCGCGGAGCGCAGAGACAUUACAACCACGGGACGCGCAGUUGGUGGCCGCGGGUCCACUCAUCUCGGGCGUCGCGGACCGGUUGGGCGCCGCAGGAGUCGGGAUUCCCCUCGCCGCAGUUGUUCUAGGGAUCGCAAGAACGACGACCGCAAUGAUAAAGGCACUUUUCGCAGAUUUCAGGUGGAAACCGACUCGGACAGGGAUGUUCUUGGGAAGAAAUCGCGAAAGGGCGAAGAGAAUGCGAAGACAAAGACCGUUGAACUGGAGCAGGGACUGCACAAGGCCCAUCACGACGAGCGGGCAGGGGCAGCAGCAGGAGAAAAUAAGAAAGCGCUCGGGCAGGAAAAGAUCAGAGAAGCAUCCUCUUCUUCUUCUUCGGAUGACGAGCAGUCUCCUUCUCGUGGGCGAGCUAGGGAGAAAGACCAGAAGAAACUACGGGCUGCAAAGACGUCUGGAAAGAACGAUGGAGAGGAGCAGCAGGCGGGUGGCAACAAGGUAGGAGUUUAGCAGUAGAGAUUGAGACGCACCACAGCGAUACUUGAGCACGCGAUCCUCCAGUUUUUGUAGUAGUUUGAGCUUCGAACAGUUGUACUUCUGGUAACCCCGCCAUCUUCGGCAUUUUUAUACUUGUUUCUUAUCAGCAGGAACAAGUUUACUAAGGACAAAUCUAGCAAAAUUAUUCGCACAAAAAUAAAAAAUCAGGUUUUCAGCUUCACUUUCCAAAAGUCCAAGUCGACGACGAGCACGGUAGCUGGAGCUGCAGAGAAAAACGCUAUCACCUCGGCGGAAAAUAUUUCCACGAUGCAGGAGGACAAGGCCACCAAGCCUGUACAAACGGAGGGUAAGAUGAACCCCGCCUAUUGCAUCACGUCUCUCACCGAGCAAGUCUCAAAGCAGCUCGAAGGUAAAAGAACGUCAUGACAACAAUGUAGAACUACGAACAGCAUAUCGCAACACCCUUUUUUGUGUUUCCAACCCACCGUUGUGUGUAGUUGACCGGCACAAAAAAUACAUGGUGAUGCUCCAUAUGCAACAGAAAAGAAAAGAUGAUCAAAUUUCAAUCCUUCUGUCUGUCUCGGAUAGAUCAAAAUGCAUAGCAAGCACGUUUAGUUUACAUAUUGUUAGUGGACUUGAGAACACUCGCACACACUUACACACGUAUGCUCCACUGAGCUCGUUAUCAACAGCAGUUCAGUGAAUUCUCUCAAUUGCAAGGAAGCAAGCAAGUGACGCAAGUCUCUUGCUGCGUUACAUCCUGUAGGUUUGGUUCAAUCAGGCUCAUCAAGAUUCUCGCAUCAUUCUCACCAGAUGUCAACACAUUCCAGGGUCUAGAUCCGCUUCGUAGUUAGCUACUUCAUUAAGGAUCUCAGGCCUUGGUAAAGCAGCAUGUCACGGGGUCGAUUUGAGUCAGAACCUUCAGUCAUUUUCAUCAUGGAACAGGCUUCAUUUGGGGCGAUCGUGUUACGUGUGUGCGGGAUCGAUUUCCAUGACCAACACCCCUCCUCAAUCGCUGCGGCGGUGCUAAUCAGGAAUAAUCCUACCACACUCCCCUCCUGAGCGCUGUGCCUAUCUAGAAACCAAAGUAAAUCGAAUAAGUAUAGCCUACUUUAGCCUUGCCCUUCUUAUGAUUCCCCUCAAUAAACGUGUCUAAAUCAUCCUCAUCGUCAGAGGAGUCACAAAUAAAAGACUUAGGGUCUGGGUUAUCAAUAUGGUGCAAGAGUCCGCGUCUCUGCGGCACACUACGCUCGAGCUUCGUGAGACCGUCUGCCUUCAUUAGGUAGGUCGGGCAGAACAUGAUCUGGCUCGCUGCGUCUCUCACGCGGAGAUAUCGCAGUGCGUAGCGCCUCGAUUUCGGUUUGUUGUCUGUGCUCUUAGCUGUAGUUAUCGCGGACUGGUUGUCGAUCCACAAUAUGGCAUCACCCAGGGAGGGAGAUAAGCCACUCGGCUUUUCCACCAUGACAGUGGGUAGAGGUUUGAAGAACUCUGUGAAGUCAUUCUGCUCGCUCAGCUCAAUAGUGUCGGAAGCAGCUAUAUACUCCGCCUCCGCCGUGGAGUACGCCCUCACGGUCUGCCGGUUGCUACGCCAACAGAUCGGGAAACCGCGGAAGUGCAUAGUGCUACCACUAGUGCUUCGCAUGGUCUUGCAACAGUUCGCAAAACUAGCAUCCGAAAACAGAUUCACAUCAGGCAAGUCUCUCCCUUCGGGCAGUCGCUUGCUGUAGAUUCUGUUGGAUUCUUCCUCAAUCUCCGGACUAUACGACAGACCCUGCUCCUUCGUUGUCAGUAGAUACUUCAGAAUCUUCUUACAGGCGUUUACGACAGGCCGAGUCGCCGGCUUGCCCACAUAUCUGGCGACAGUGGCAACCGGGACAACAAUGUCUACCCUGCAGGUGGUUGCAGCCCACUGCAGAGAGCCAACGACCUCUCGAAGGGGAAAGCCUUCAAUAACUUUAGCUCCUUCAACUUCUUUAGCGAGUUCAGACUCAUCGAAGUUUGGCGAGUGGACCGGCUUGCCCGCUUCUGAGACGUGGAAUUUCUUACAAAUCUUGGAUAUGUACUCUGACAUCACGAUCCUAACGGUUCGUAGAUUCCAGUUGUAGUACACUAUUGACCCUAGGAAGUCAAACUUCUUGGGCACAGAGUUAAACUCCGGAACAAGCUCGACGUCGAUCAUGCGCCCCUUGACGUGGUGCAAGAUCUCCGCAAGUUCUCCAGCCAACUCGGACCCAGUCGGAGGGCCUGUGAUAAGAUUAUCGUCGACAUACACUGCCAACUUCAGAAACUUCCCAGGGUGUUCCAAGCCCGGUUUCUUCCACAGACCUGGCGCAGAGGGACAGGGUUCCCAACCUAGCUUGGUCAGUGCUUCCUCAUACUUCUUAUACCAGAGCCUGGGGGCGUCUUUCAAGCCGUAAAGCGCUUUCUUGAGCUUGACGAUCUCCACGCCGUGCUUCUUCGCCCAGAUGGGUGGCAAGCGGCAGAAGCCGUCGCGAUCAAGUAAGGCAUUGAGAAACGCACUAUCAAGGUCGAACGGGAUCACAUCGUCACCGUCUGCGGCUGCAGCGGCUAGAAGUAACCUGUUAGCGGCAUGGGACACAACAGGAGCGAAAGUGUCCAGCUCGCCCGAACGAUCUAGAUUACCGAGAACUACUGCCCGCGCUUUCUUCGUACCGUCACGCUUCUCGGUAAGAAGGAUAGCAAUAGGCAAGACCUGUUUUGCGGUCGCUAGCUCCUCGUCAGUAGCUGGCUCCCACACUUUAUAGGCUCCAAGUCUACAAUCUUCCUUGUUGGUUGCUGCGUUCCAUUCGACUGAGUCUUUGCAACGAGCAGGAUCCAACUUGGCCGAUGUAGUCAAAUAACACUGGACGUCAAGGAAUUCCUCGCCUUCCUCUCGAUCAUCCUGUGCUGCUAUUGCUGUGGCAAACGCACUAGCGUCUUUUCUCAAUUCUGCGAGCUCUUUCUUAGUAUGUCUCACGCGCUUUUUCUUGUCCUUUCUCCCUUUGGGACGACCACGACCUCGCGGCUUGGAGUUGCGGUUGCCAGCCACAAUCCUUGCCGGAGACGGGCUCGCCUUUCUUGGACUAGAUAAGCUGCUGCGAGUGGGGUGAUCGUCCAGAUUCCCCUCCUCAGGUUUAACACCUUCAGGCUCGGGAUGUAUCUGGCCCGGAUCAUCUUCCCUAUCCAGACUUUCAACCACCAACGUCUCUUCUGGGCCGUCAGUCUGCCUACCAGUGUGCUCCGAGACAUCCACCCCCAGCCGGUGCUCAGCCCUUUUUAUCAGACCGACACACGGGAGAGAUGGCGCGCACGACGCUCCACUAGGUAGGGCCUCGAUUGCGUCACGCUCGACAUAAAUGCCUUUCGAGUUAGGAGCUAGGUCUUCAAUAUUCUUCACGAGGUACUCCUCACGGAACUUGACGUCGAUGGUAGAAUACUCCAUCCAUCGAUGUCCCGCGGCGGACCGGCCAUCCGUGACAUACGUCCCAACCCGCCAGCCCGAAGACUUUGGACAAAGGCCGAGAAAUACACCACGACGAAAUGGCGCGGACAGCUUUGGAGCUACCACAUUUACUCCCCCCUCAGGAGCUUCAUGAGCUUCGCCUUUCUUGACUUGUUCACGAAAAUAAACGAGACAGCCAAAACUCCUUAGCAUCCUUGUGCCAACUUUUGAACUGUUUCUUCCAGUUCUCUCAUCUAGAAUCUCUGCAGGAGUCUUCCCGUCGUACUCAGGCAUUUUGCUAUACUUAUGCGGAAGGCGGUCCCAGCAUGCUGCAGCGUACUCGACCGAGUAGCACCACAGACGCUUGCCCACGUUCACCAACAUCGGACGCACAGCGCCGAAUAUGGUCCGCAUAAAGCGUUCGCAGGUUCCGUUCUGCUCUGGGUUGUAGGGAACCGUAGGAGCAUCACCGACCCGCAGCGAUUGCAUGACCUUGGUCAUGGAGUCACUGCCCAGAACUGGCUCAUUGUCCCUACGGACGAACCAUACCACUUUGUCCUCGAGGGUCAAAGCGUAGGUCUGGCGAAUGCCUUUGAUCAAUUCUUCCAAAACCUCAACGCAGUCACUUUUCAGCUUAAGAGGGACACAGAAACACUUCUUGAUGGCAUCACAGAUGACCACAAGCACGCAGGUGCGUGACCGAAUCGAUACAGGUUUAAUACCUACCGCGAAGUCCAUCGCUAGUAGUUUCAAUGGUUCAGGUUUGUAAUUACUAGUGUCUCGCUCCUUGGCGUGAGAGCUUCUUGCGCCUUUCGCUUUGUCGCAUUCCGGACACUGGACAUUAAGACCAUCUACAUGAAAGUGUCCGAAUCUUCUAUGUUGUUCUAGACGCGUAAGGUGACAAAUAGCGAUACUUUCUUCGAUUGUAAUGCAUGCAAUGUCUUCCGCGGUGUCACUAGUCGCCUGACCCCGGAGGCCCACCACGAAAAGAUCACACCCAAGGACUGGGAGGGUCAGCCUCUCGUGGUUCUUGAUUGGUAGCAUCUGACCGGAUUCCCUGUUGACGAGAGAACCGCCAGAGCUGUUGUAGUUCAGAUCCCACCCACGAUCACUGAGAUUGUCCUCACCGAGCCACGGAAGAAUACGAUCAAUGUCUCUUGGUAGAUGUUUAAAGUAGACGCCGUAGGGUAAACCUAGAGCGUUUUCCUUCAAUUUUCCGACAAAACCAUCACGAGCCCCGGCCGUGCCGUUGAUGCGACAGACGUUGCGUGAGAUGUCAAUAAAAUCCGAUUCGUGUCUAGAUAAAUACUUGUUUGCACAUGAAUCGACCAAGCUCGCUUCGUCCUUGGUCUGUGCAAUAAAACAGCUAGAAGAAUCUAUAUGAAACUCCUCUAAAUUCUCGAAGUUCAGCAUACAGCUACCAUACUCCGAGACGUAAGCAUCUCCUUCAUUUAGUCAGGCUGGACCUUGCCAGACCCAACCACCCUUGUUUCCACCGGCUCCCUGCCCUUGAUUCUGGUUGUUCAUCUGGUUCUGGUUCACCGGCGGACACCACUGCGGCUGCUGGUUUCCCCAGGCACCACCCCACUGACCUUUCCCUUGAUUGUUAGGAUUCCAGCGGCAACGGUCAGCCUUAUGGUUUUCCUUGCCACAGAUCCAGCAUUUGGGUUUGGUCACAGUGUUGUAGGGAGUGCUCUGGUUCCGACCAGUCUUGCCACCACCUUUCUGGCCACUUCCACCCUUAGCGUUAGACUUCAGGGGCAGGCCAUGGGCAGCCAAGACACUCGCUUCGGUCUGCUUGCGUAAUUUGGCUUUCAUGCGUUUCAAGGCUUUCGCCGAGAACACCUUGCCAGAAGCAGCAUUUUGACCAUCAUCAGCGGAGUCCGGCUCCUCAUCGUCGUCGUCUCUCUGGCGCUUGUUUCCCUUUUUCUUCUUCGGCUUCUCCUCGAUGACCGGGAAGGCCUUGCCGAGGGACGGGCUCUCGAUCUUGUAGGAACCUUCCUUGACCAACUGCGCGAGCUUCUUCUCGAGACGGUUCCCGAUCUCCUGCAAGGUGAUGUGAUCGGACUCGUCCACGCAGCGGUCGAUGGUCUGGCGGAAGGCCGACGCGAACAUCUUGGGCAACUUGUCCAGAAUGUUCUUCACGUGACGAUCUUCGACCGGACGCCCGGGCUCCGGGACGUAGACACUCGGCGCCAUCUCCAUCAGCUCGUGGAUCUGGGCCAGGAACGUCGGAGCAUCCUUCGGCGCAUCGCGGUUGUCGAAGUGCAUGGCGUCGAUCGAGGAGGUCUUGAUGUGCUGCUGGUCACGGGAGGCAACAUUGAAGCGACCAACGUCACGAAUACGCGCGAACAAUUGCGCAGCGUCAUCGUUGAUGUAGUGCUGACUGUUGACCCACGUGGCCACGGACCCGGUGCGCGACUUGUAGAUGGCAUCCUUCAGGUCGCGCCACUUCUCCCGGAUCGCGUUAUUGGCGGUAUUGUUCGCCUGCGGAAUCCCCGGAGGGUUACCAGCAGGACGAUUACCCCAAUACUCCUGGAGUCCGAGGCGAGAAACCUCGUUCGUGACUCCGCGAUGCCAGAUGCGCCAGUCCUGCGCACUGGACAGCUUCUCAACCAGCUUUGCCUCUUGGCCCAUUUUGUGAGUACUUAUCUGACUAGAAGAGCCAGUUUGAGUCUCAAGGCGUAGCGUAGUGUUAGUGGACUUGAGAACACUCGCACACACUUACACACGUAUGCUCCACUGAGCUCGUUAUCAAAAGCAGUUCAAUGAAUUCUCUCAAUUGCAAGUAAGCAAGCAAGUGACGCAAGUCUCUUGCUGCGUUGCAUCCUGUAGGUUUGGUUCAAUCAGGCUCAUCAAGAUUCUCGCAUCAUUCUCACCAGAUGUCAACACAUUCCAGGGUCUAGAUCCGCUUCGUAGUUAGCUAUUUCGUUAAGGAUCUCAGGCCUUGGCAAAGCAGCAUGUCACGGGGUCGAUUUGAGUCAGAACCUUCAGUCAUUUUCAUCAUGGAACAGGCUGCAUUUGGGGCGAUCGUGUUACGUGUGUGCGGGAUCGAUUUCCAUGACCAACACAUAUGAACACUUAAUAUGUUGUAGUUGUUGAUUUUUUUUUGAAUGACUUUGCAUACUUCAACAAGAUCUGGAUGUCGUACUUAGUGUCGCCGUCCAUGAUCACUUGAUAUUUUGUAUCACGUUCUUCCCGGCACGACGUCGUCCGCACGAUCGAACGAAAACAAAACAGAAUCCAAGAAAGCGGCCGAGGCUACCGGCGUGAGCGCCGAUGUCCUGAUUGGUUCGGACAACAUCGCCGCGACGUUGAAAGCCGCUCAGGAUGAGAAGAAGAAACCAUCUCCGGUGAUGGCCUGGGGCUCGCCGGCAGUGGACUGUGCCAGUCGCGUUGCUGUCGACGGAGACCUCUGGAGCAUGCCGGGCGUUGGUGGACAACAGGAACAGGACGAUAGUAAGCCGGACUCUGACUCGUUCGCGCAGAAUAAAUCUGAAGACUUGUUCACUCCGACAGACCCCGUUGCUGCUGCGAAUUUGGCUGCUGCGAAAUUUUUGGGUGCUGCGAAUUUCACCCCACCGGCGGCGACAACUACAGAGGUGGUUCUGCUGAAAGACGAUACUACUGCUGCCAGUGGUCCUACUCCGAAACAUCAACUACUACACGCUGAGCAUCAUCCUAUUGGUGCUGACCACUCGACGUCGUCGCGUAAAAGUAGUCAGCAGUUGUUGAAGGUGGCUACUGCGAAGAAGUAUCAGGAUAUCGAAAGGAAAAAUCCCCCCUCCCCAUAUUGAAAACGCACGCGCCUGAAAAUUUGUGAUGCAGAUUUUUUGACCACAGAUUCUGUUUGUCUUGCAAGAGAGCAACUCUAGAGAGUCCGCCGCACUAUGUAGGCGGUUUGUGAUGCUGCUGGGCCUACAGCAUAGACGUUUGUCAUGCUAGGCACCUACGUCAAACCCUCGCGCCUCAGGCUCGGCAUGUGCCUGCAGUCAUCUGCUGCAAGACAAAGGCGGUUUGUCUAUCCACAUCCAGCAUCAGAAAUUUCGUUUUGAUAUGGGGCGGGGGGAUUUUUUCGUUUGAUACAGGAGGGCGCAGCGGCCGCUUCCGUGCCGGACGGGGGAGAAUUAUUAGGGGAGAAAGAUGAGAUGCAGAUGGAAGUCGAGGAAAAAGAGAACUCGCCUCGUGCACAAGCGCCUGCUGCUGUUGAACAGCUAGACCAGGAAGAAGCUGCAGCUGCAGGUCCCGUAGUUCAUCUUGCCAAUACGACCGAAGGAAAAGAAGUUGAAGUAGAACCCCAGCAAGAGAUGUCUGAUUACGAUUUCUUCGCGCCGCCAGCAUCUGUAGUUCCCGCUGACGGCGCCGCUGAUGAUCAACAAAGCGAAAACGUUGCUCCUAUUCCUGCUGAGGAUCAUCCGAUGGCAAAGUCGGAUGAAGAUGAGGAAGUUCGUCCUGCGGAGGAAGAUGCUUCAUCCUCUUCCUCGGGCUCUGUCUCUGAACAAGAUGAAAGUAACUUGGACAACGACCGGCAGGAGACAAGCUCGAACGCCGAAGUAGUGUCUGAACAGGAACAGCAACAAGCUGAUUCCCAAGAGUCCGACGCCGCUAGCGUGAAGUCUGACUCGUCUGAGGGUAGCGAGAGCGACGCACCCGCUGAAAACGAAGAUCAAGUCUUGGAGGAGCCGGACGUCGACGGCCAAGAACAUGAGGCUGCUUCAUCCCCUGCGAGUACUGGAAAACAACACGACGAAUCUGACGGAAAUGAACUCCCGCAAGAGGAAGAGCAGCAGGAGGAAGUGCACCAACAGCAACAGGAGAACACCAAUGGCGCCGCGACGUCCAGCACCGCAAACGUCGCGCUCCCAGAUGAGCAAACGACUGGUAAUAAUAUGACUCUGCCGAAACAGGCUUCCCCGUCAGGAUCGAAUCCCUUUCGCGGCCAAGGCGGGGGAGAUGAUGAGGAGGAGGAGAAUCUACGGUCCGACGAGAACGAUGACCACCUCGCCGCGCCUGAAUUAAGCGGACACGAGGAAGAUGAAAAGAGCAACAGCUCGAUGGAGCUCGAGGAUGCAUUGGAAGUAGCCGGCACUUCAGGCGACGACUACCUGGCGGUGGAGAACAAGGAAGUAAAUGCUGUCGGUGCUGGCGAAGGCGAAAUAUUACGAAAAGAUCAGGUAGACGAGAGCGUUGCGAAAGUAGUUAUUGAUGCUCCUUCUAUUGUCGAGAAAGACGAAGAUGUGCUCGAAAUGAACAACGAGGCAGCUCCUGUAUUGGAUCAUCAGAAGAUUGACUCGAAGACCACGGAGUUGUGUGACGCCGCCACUUCAGGCCUUAGUUCUUGCCCGGUGCAGCUGAGCGAGGCUGCAGUUCUUGGCGAGGAUGGCGACGAGUACGAAACAGAGAAAGGUAAAUCAAAAAAGUGCUUUCGUCGAUUUUUGAGCUCGAGCUUCUCGUGGGGUUCAGAUCAUGACUUUCAUUUUUCUUUUUCAUCCUACUACAUUUCUGACUUUUUUUGUUUCGACGUACCUUUCAACAUUUUCAGGUGCUGUGCGGAUCAUGGGUGCUGGCGUCAAGGCUCUGGAAGGAGGACACAACGCAGAGGACAAAGCGGAGCCUGAAGAAGUGAAGAAAAUGUUGGAAAUGACAACCCGAACCGCCUCUAAUGCAGUUGUAGAGAAGGAGGAAGCUGCUGUGUCGAUGAAGGUGGUCGAGUUGAAACAAGCUGCUGAGCAGGUGGACAUCAAAGCUGCUCCCUCCACGACGUUGCUGGUGACCGAAACAACUAACAAGCGGCGCCAGGAUGAUACUGAAAAGGAGGAACACGAUUCUGAUGUUGUUGCUGACCCUAGUGCUUCUACCGCUUCUGGCGCCGCCGGCGCAGUUCUCGCUGGCGUGGAGGAUGAAACGAAGGACACCAGUGGUGCUACGACGACCACGAAGUGGGUCGGGGGCGUCCUGCAAGCUGGUCCCGUUCUUGGUACAGAACAACAAGAGGAGAAGACCACUGAAGCCGGCUCCAAGAAGCAAGAUCCUCCUAGCACAACAACCUCCGGUGCUGGCCAAGAACAAGAAGCACAAGAGGAGCCGGUUGUCGCCGGCCCGAAGAAAAAGCGAUCCCGGUUCGGACCGCCGGCCAACUCUCAGCCAGCGCCUGGAACAAUGCCGACUCCGCUGCAGAUUCAGCAGCAACAGGCCAUGGCCGCCACGGCAGCGCGCUUCGCUCCCGUGGGCGCGGCCGUGAGUAGGGAGCAAGCGGAAGUGGCGGCGAGUAGAGUUUUGGCGAAUAAAGCGGCUGCGACUUCUUGUGCGACGAUUGACGCCAGCGCGGCAAGCUCCAACAGCCUCGGCGCUCGUCCUCCGGUAGCGAAAGCAACUGCGCCGGGCGUCGCGGUUACGAAUAAGCCACAGGUAGAACAACAGGCGGUGGAACAAUCGGAAAGCGUAGUAAAACAAAAAGAGAAUAUCCCUGCUAGGACUGAAUCCGAAGAAGUGGCACUGACAAGUAAAGGUAAACUCGAAGUAGUAGAGGGAUCAUCCGCCGUCGAUGAAGAUACUAAGUGCGCGGCCUCUAGUACUGAUGAAAAGGCAAGCAAGAAGAUCGAAGAAGUUGUGCCGGGAGGACGACGAGUGCUAGAGGUUCAAGAAGGUCAACAUGAUACAAAGAAGCUGGACGUCGAACAAGAGCAGCUGCCCCCGGCUGCACAACCUACCACAGAGGCGGAUGAACAGGCUCAGGUUGGAGACGAAGAAAACUCCGAAAAGAAUAAAUCUUCUGAUGAACAAGCCCACGACCUUCUCGCGGAGCCUGUUCCUUCUAUAUGGAUGUGUCAGAGUUGAAAUCGACAAAGUUGAAAUAAUUUGUCAUGCAUAAAAUGGAUGCCAGUUGGAACCCAGUUUCCAAGUGGCGCAUGACGAAUCUGGGUGGUCCCUAAAUCCAGUUUGUCAUGCUGUUUAGGCAAAGACGAGUGAUUUUCUCAUGCUACUUUAGCAGCUCGAGCUGCAACCACAAACAGGCUUACAGUCGGCCUCACUUGCCUGCUCUGCAACACACGUACCUCGGGCCAUGCAUUUUAUGCAUUACAGAUUAUUUCAACUUUGACGAUUUCAAACCUGACGCUUCCAUAUUCUACCGCCCCCUCGUCUGCCUCGAAAAUGAUUGAAGGAACGAACAACCCCUUUCGGGACGGCCGUUCCUUUAGCGAAGUUGAAGGCGAGCAGGCGAAUGCUUUUGCUGCGGGAGGGGGAGCUCCAGCCGUCGAAGAACUGCAACACCUACAACCGAAGAAAGAAGAUGUUGACCGUGAAGGAGUCGAAAAGUCGUGCAAGGCCGAAGCGGAAAAGAAAGUAGGUCCACUUGUUCCCGCUACUGCUUCAUCCUGUUCUGGGCAGGAGACGGUAUUAAGAACGGAGGAGGAGAGUGCUAACGUCGCUGUCGUAAAAGAAAGUACUGAAAAUAGUGCCGACUUGGGAAUAAACAGCAACAAGAAAACCGCCAAGAUGAACGACAUGGAAGCUGUUGAAGAGGAUCAGAAAAUUACCAGCACCGCUGCCAACAAGCGCCCCAAGAGCGACGAUCUGGGUCAUGAACCGGUGGAGCAGGACGAGGUCAACAACAACAUGAUCCCCGCUGCCAAGCGCCCCAAGAUCGACGACGAUCAGAAGGAAAACAAGGAGAAUGCUGCCAGCAACGAGCAGGUCGGAGCAGUCGCUGCGCAGGCAGGUGCAAGCACGAACGCGACUGACUCUACCAUGAUGUCCACUGACGGGCAACAGGUAUGCUUUAGUGUUUGCGCAUUGUAUUCUAUAUCUAUUUGUUUUUCAUCUUUUUGUACUGAAUGGAAAUAAUUAACUGCGCUCCUGUCCUUGUUUUCGAUCUCGAUCGCGAUCGAGUGCAGCUGCGCGCGUUGAGUUGUUUGGAUAGAUUUAGAUAUCCACUUCAACCGACUUCGACUAGUAAUCUACCGUACCAACCUAGUACAUGAUGACGCAAAACUAAAACUACAUUCAAAAACUACCACAGCAGUUCCAGAUGCACAUGCAGCAGUUGGUUUUCCAAAACCAGCAACUCCAGAUGGCCAAUAUGGUAUCACACGUUAAAGCACACCAAUCGGGGCCCGCAGAGUAGCUCCUUGCGUGUGCUGUUGAAGGAGCUUUAGGUGCUCGAUUUGAAUUUUGCAUUUAUUAUAAUGUACUCGUAUUCGUACUACAAUUCGUAGUCUGUCACGUGCGCAAUUCAACAUCUUGACCAACUGCUCUGGAUGGCCGCGAGAGUGAAAAUUUUCCUUGGUACAACCGCAAAUGAUGAUGAACCCGAUGGGGAUGGUGAUGAUGAUGAACCAAGCAAUGGGAAUGGACAUGUAUGGAAGUGUCAGAAUCGAAAUGGACAAAAUCGAAAAACGUGUGAUGCACAAAAUCGAUGCCAGUUAGACCCACAGUUUGUAGUCGGCGCAUGACAAAUCCUCCUCGUCCUGGAAGCGAAUCUGUUAUGCGGUUUAGGGCAAAAGAGCUGCCUUCUGUCAUGCUAGUCAGCAGCCCAACACUUAACCCUUACCAGGACUACAAUCCGCCUUCCUUGCAUCCUCUGCAAUAGAGUCGCUUUUUGCGUAGCAUUUUUAUGCAUUACAGAUUCGAUUUUGUCGAUUUCGAUCCUGACACUCCCAUAACAUGAGUGGUAUGAAUAUGAUGUGGGGCGGUCAGCACGUGCACCAGCCCGGGGGUGGGUACCAGAGCACCUACAAUAAUUAUCAAGGUGGUUCUUACAACGACAACAACUGGAACAAUUCGUAUUCGAAUUACAACGACUGGGAUAACAAUUGGAACAAUUGGAACUACAAUCGCAAGGGAGGGGGAAAAGGAAAUCGAGGUCCCUGGGGCGCCGAGGGGGCCUCUGAGAACAACCCUAACCCAUCAGUGUUGGAAUCCAUGAAACACCCGAUCAACCAGAAUCCGCCGGCGAACAGGGCGAAUGGCGUUGUCAACAUGAAGUGUGCGAGGCGAUGGGGUGAGGAAUUUUUUUGAAAUGAUGUGUGAUGUUGAAUUGAUCCUUAGCUGUGGUCGUUUGAGGCAGGAGUACUAGCACUGAUGUUUGAUAAUCUUGAUGUGACAAAAUACAUCAUUGACAUUUCUUUUCCUCAAAUGAACCGGGAAGAGAGCAUGAUAAAAAACUGAUGGCGUCUUCUUGUCCCACAACCACAGAGCGUCCAGAUUCUAAGGCGGAGAAUGAGCUGUUGCGAGUCGAUGCGAAAAACCGAUUUGCUGUGGUAUGACCCGCUCAGGUGCUUUCACAAUCUCAAGCGUUACAGCAGAAGCGUCUGGAUUUUGUCUUGCAUGGAUUGCAUGAGGAACAUACAGGGCUUUGCGCUAGAGAUUUUCGCCAGAGAAGUCUCAUGCAUGGGGUUCGUUUGGAGCUCCAGAGCUUGUCAUGCGCAAAAAUCCUGUGACAGUACCAGUAGACUAGAUUAACUGCACUACUUGCAUUACAAAUUUCCAUUGCUGUAGUUGUAACGCUUGUUGAGAUUGUAACGGUUGCGCACGGUAUAUGUGGCGAUGCAGGGAAACCCUGUGGCGCGGUCGUACUCGAUCAAGAUCGUGGAGAACCUGCAGCAUCAUAUCAACUGUAAAAAAGUCUGGGUCUGGAAGAAAGGAAGAUCUGUGAUGCAGGUUUUCCAUGAUCCAUGAGGUCUGGAAUGCGAGACCCAGCAUGACAGAUUCUCUGAGGUUUCUAUCAUGCCUUUCCUGCAUGAGAAAGUCCCUCUCAACUUGGGCGAAAGGGGACAGCUGCUUUUGGCACUCAUGCAACACAGCUUUUUGCAUGAUUCGGAUUUAGCAUGACAAGUUGCAAUCUUCCAGACCCAGACACUUUUGCAAUGCAUACAUCAGCUGAAAAGACCCGAAAUCAUUUGCUUCUUCUGCCCCGUGUACCAACAGAGCUACCGGCAGAAGGGCAAGGGCAAGAACGGCAAGAGUGCUAUGAAGGCCUCAGAACGGAAAUCCUCAAAGUGGAAAUAAUUUGUGAUGCAUGGAAUGCGACGCAAAAAAGACUGUAUUGCAGAGGACGCAAUGGAGGCCGAUUAUUGUCCUGCUAGGGGUGAAGAAUUGGAGUGCUGCUUAGCAUGAGAGAAGGGCACCCCUUUGCCUUAACCUGCAUGACAGACAUGCUUUAAGUGCCCGGGAGAUUUGUCAUGCGCCGACUACAAAUGACGCUUCAACUGGAGUCGUUUUUUUGCAUCACAAAUUAUUUCCACUUUGAGGAUUUCCAACCUGAGGCUUUCAUAAGUGCCCCGCCGGAGGGACACCCGGACUUCAAGUACAUUGGAGACAACGUGGACGCCGUACUAUACAAGUUGUCACCACGACGUGAGUAUCAAAUGUAAAAAUGUCUGGGCCUGGAAACUUGUGAUGCUGGGUGGCGUCUCAUGAUGAGGCUAAAAAUGCUGGCUCAGCAUGACAAGUUUCUGAGCUCCUAGGUGUUGCCUAUUCUGCAUGACAAACUGCGCCUCUGCAUCACAGAAAAACGGAGCUCUUGGGUGACGUGCAUGACAGAUUUAAGAGUCAUGCCAGACAAGCACGACAAACAUGAAUUCUUCCAGACCCAGACAUUUUUACAUUUGAUAGUGAGCAGCUGCAAAGCAAAUAAUUUGUGUACCGAUGAAGUAGAACUCGUGACUUGUACUUGAAGUAGAUGCUGCAGAUCAUCGCUUGACAACCCCAUGAUUCAUCAAAAAUCCUAGUAUUAAUUAUACAUAACCCGACAUGUCGUGAAAAUGUAAAUGAAUUCUAUCAGUUCGUCGAAUCGCUGGAAGAGUACAUGUACCCCGUGGACGCCGGCGGUGUGGCGGGUUCCUUUUCGAAGGACUUCAUCGACAAGGAAGAACAGUACUCGCAGUGUCGCGGGCAGCUGCACAUGCGGGAAACCUUACGCAUUGCAAAAGUGCCGCACUCGUGUACGAAUUGCAGUCAUGCAGGAGAAAACUGCCUUUCCAAGCGAAAUCGGCAUGAAAAAUUCAUUCAUUUGUCAUUGUCCAUUUGUCAUGCUGCAUUUGCAUUGCGAUCGCUACUAGUGCGAUACUUUUGCAGUGCAUAAAUCAAGCUUAACGACGAGUCGUUCGAGAAACUCAUCGAUUUCUUUCUGCGAAAAAAGAUCCAGGUAUUUGAAUAAUCUUGAAAAACAAAUAGAGGUGAUCCGUGCAGAGAUGAGAGGUGAUCCGUGCAGCUGGUGCACGUGAGAAGUUUAGAAGUUGUUGGCCUGUUGAAGAAGAUGUUGACUACAUGUACAUGCAACACGAGCAAAUAGUAUACUAGAAAAGGAAAAAAAAAAAAUCUACCAGAUCUCCGUCUGGCGCAUCGACGGGAACUUGUUGACGACUCUGGAUCCGUUGAUUAAGUACAUUAAGCAGUGGAAGGAGAUGUUUCCCGACCAAGAGAUGAAGUUUCACGAGGUGCACUGCUAUCCAGAGUAAAUAAUUUCCCGCACAAGUACAAAUGCGGUCUCUGCAUGACAAAACUGGACUUCGAUUCUAGUUUAGCAUGACAAGAGGUAAAAAAGCCCAAAUUGGUGAAGUUUGUGAUGCAUUUUGUACACGUACAGGAAAUUUGUAUUGCAUAACUGCCACAACAAUUACCUCACGAGGAAGGGAGCCAUCGACUUCAUCACCUUCCUGCUGGAAGAGUUCAAGCAAGCCCCGGCGCGAGACGACUUAUCAAAUGCAAAAAUGUCUGGGUCUGGAAACUUGUGAUGCUGGGUGGCGUAUCAUGAUGAGGCCACAAGUGCUGCCCCAGCAUGACAAGUUUCUGAGCUUCUAGGUGUUGCCUAGUAUUCUGCAUGACAAACUGCGUUUCUGCAUGGCAGAAAAAUGGAGCUGCUCUUGGGUAACUUGCAUGACAAAUUCAAGAGUCAUGCCAGACAAGCAUGACAAACAUGCAUUCUUCCAGUGACCCAGACAUUAUAUUGCCACUUGAUACGACUGGCGUUACCACCACUGCACGAAGUUCUAUCAAAUGUAAAAAUGUCUGGGUCUGGAAGAAUGCAACUUGUAAUGCGUAUUUCAGAACACAGAAAAGUCUCUCAUGCAUACGUAGCAAAAGCUCCCACUUUUUGUUAGCAAAAUAGGGGACUUGUCAUGCGGAUUCGGCAUUGCGGAAGGUUCUCGAAACCUGUGAUGCUAGAGCUUCCAUGCCAGACCUUCUGUGUCAUGCAAAAACAGCAUGACUCUUCCAGACCCAGACAUUUUUACAUUUGAUAAGUUCCGCCCCCUGUCGAUUGACACGAACCGGGUUCCCAUCUGGAUCCGCAUCGGGGAUAAUGAUUGCAGCCGGAAUGAACCGGAGCAAACGGUCCUGGAAAUUGAUGCCCUGCACAAAAAAUACUCGGACGAGACCAACUCGACAGAAGCAAUCUGCUACGGUAAAGAGAACGCAGCUUCUUUCGCUAUGGUUGAAGAUGUACUUUCGUUAGAUGUAGACUUCGGCUGUUCUUCGCAUUACUCUAGUACGUAGGUACCUAGCUACUUCUUAGGUACGAAUUUUAGUCCUCUUCAAGAGGAGUGCGUCGAUAGUAAGCGUGUACUUGUGAAACAUGAAGAUCAGCGUUAUGCACUGAAAAAAUAUGCUAAAUUUUAUUAUUCCAUUUUGAAUUUGAAAAAUCAUUCCAGUGGGCUGCGAGGAGUGUACUCACUUGUGCUGCCGGAGAUUUGCAGAAGGCAUUUCCCCGAUCGUGCACGUGAACGGACUGACAAGCCGUGUCCCGGCGAACUACUACAACGCUGAAAGUAAAAACAAUUUCGGCGCGGGCGCCGGUGGAAAGGGCGGGUCAUCUGGCAAGAAUGGCUCCAGUAACCACUUUGGCGGGGAUAGUGGUAGUGGUGCUGCUGGUGGGGGAAACACUAGUGGUGCUGCAGGUGGGGGAAACACAAGCAGCAGCGGUAAAAGUUCUAGUAGUUCAAGUUCUAGCUCUAAAAACGUGACGCAGAGUAGUUCGCUUGUUCCACCAUCAUCAUCUGGUGCAACACUAGGAACAUCAAACGAAGGAGGUGUCGCGUCUUCGUCGUCAGCUACUUCUUCGUCCGCUUCAGGGACCACAACUUCUGGCGCAGCGGCCGCGGGCGCAGCAAAUCUUUUCGAAGGACAGCACCAACAAUGCUGGUCAGGAGCAUAUGGGGGUGUGAGGAUUGAAAUCGACAAAGUUCAAAUAAUUUGCAAUGCACAAAACGCAAGACACGGAGUGACUGUGUUGCAGGUAUUGCAAGAGAGGCCAACUGUAGCCCUGUUUGGGGUUUGAAAUGGAGCUGCUGAAGUAGCAUGACAAAAGCAGCCUUCUGUGCCUAAACAGCAUGACAAAUUGGAUUUCAAUGCUGCCAAAAUUUGUCAUGCGCCACUUCCAAACUGGAUCCCAACUGGUAUCGAUUUUAUGCAGCACAAAUCAUUUUAACUUUGUCAAUUUCGAUCCUGACACUUCCAUAGAGCAUCUCCAAGCAGUACAACUUGGAGAAACUACAUUGGCGGGACGAGCACUGAUAUCGCUUCUGCUUAUCCCAUGGGAAGAAAAACGCUAUGUGCUCCCUGCAGCCUCGUGGUUUUUUGAUUUUGUUGCGCAUCUUCAACAACUUUUCAAUACAUGCAGAUGCAGAGCGGAACUUUUAUUUUUUCGCUUAACCAAGAACCUAUUGCUAUUUCGAUUUCCUUUCACGACUUGGAGCCUCUGCCUCAUGCGCAUGCCCAAAUAAAGCGUGAUGAAGAUAAUAUGAAUUGGCAUGCAAGAAAAAUGUCAUCGCAUGAGGACCAGCACACGAAAUAAGGCAGGACGAUCAUAUCGCAUGUUUUUUCAUGGCAUAGGUACAAGAUGAACCGCUCCUCGACGGCGCCAGGCCCCGAGCUGCCGGCCCAAAUGACCAGUACAACUCCCGUGAGCAAGAUGAUGAUGGACAAGGACGAAGGUUCGAAGGAACAAAAAAGGGCGCCGAUCUGCCAGCAGUUUUUGACAACGUUCUAUCCCCCGGAAUGGAACGAGGAGAAGCAGGAGUUUGAGGCGGUAACGACGACAAAACUGUUCGCCAUUGCCACCGCAAAGAUUGACGGCGAGCAGGAAGAAAGCGAAAUGUACAACGAGGAGCAAGAGAAAGAUCGCGAACAGCCGGACUUUAUCGUCUUGGAAAUCACACCUCCUCACACCAUCUUCGUGCAAAGUAUGCGCAAGAAAUCUUGAAAGAGCGCAAAAACACAUCAAGUCGGUGCAAUUUGCCUUGCGUUUUUCUUACAUCAGCUGCAAAAUGUUUACACAGAAGAUGCUCUUUGGUCUUUGCAUCCUUACAGGAGCACUUUAUAUUAUUUCCAUGAUCUACUUACUACAACGAGGCUCGUGCUUUUUCAGACAAUAAAUUGCCGGGAAAUCAGGAACCGCACUUACACUAGCAAGGCCCGGAUCGAACAGAACACCGCGAGCCUCUCGAUCGAUGAAGACGACCUGUGA